Molecule: messenger RNA, 2506 nt
Organism: Pangasianodon hypophthalmus (striped catfish)
Lineage: Eukaryota; Metazoa; Chordata; Actinopteri; Siluriformes; Pangasiidae
Gene: tdg.2
Product: thymine DNA glycosylase, tandem duplicate 2
Exons: 10
Coding region: 359-1582 (407 amino acids)
Biological process (GO): base-excision repair, AP site formation
Cellular component (GO): nucleus
Molecular function (GO): mismatch base pair DNA N-glycosylase activity
Source: RefSeq, a predicted model, not a curated record
GUGUCUUGACUUCCUGUAUGUUUUGUCUUGAGUCUGGCUGUAAUGAACGUGAAGCUUGUCGCUUUUAUUGUGUGCCGUCGUGCUGACUUCCGGUGCCAUGCAGAUAAGAGAUUAUUAGGAGUGGAAAUGGCACUGGAUGGUUUGGAAGCCCUGAACGUUUCUGAGCAAAAUUAUACCUCAGUCUUUUAGAGACGUUUAUGUUUCAUAAAUAAGACAUUUCCCAGGAAUAAAAGCUGACAUUCUGUCUAUUCUUCAUAUCUGUUAUGAAAUGCCACUUCAAAAUGGCCCAGAAAAGCUGGAGAGUUGAGAGUAACAUGUACAUCAAUAUGAAUCUAUUAAAGUAAAUCCAGCAGUUAAGAUGGAGGAAAAGCAGUUUGAGUCUCAGAGGCAGCGCAUGGAUUCGUAUCAGCACUGGUAUUAUUCAACACAUCAGCAGAUUCAGCCAGAGCCAGUUGCUCAGUACAGCCAGAUGGUUAACGUUCCUCAUUACCAGCAUGAUGUCAGAGAGUAUAGCGUCAUGACUGAAUUAUCAGUCCAUAAAGAUCCAGCUCCGAUCAGUCAGCUUCAUCAGCUCCCUGUCCAGCCUCCAGCUCUUCCAUUAACACCUGAGAAAGGGAAGAAGCGUGGAAGACCACCCAAGCAGGAAAAAAAAGACCAAACCGACGCUGACGUCACUGUGAAAAAAGCCAAAAGAACUCUGGACAGAUUUAACGGCAUGUCUGUGGAAGAGGUCAUGGCCAAAAAACUGCCCGACGUCAUCACCUACAAUCUGGAUAUUCUGAUAAUUGGUAUCAAUCCUGGAUUGAUGUCAGCUUAUAAAGGACGACAUUACCCAAAUCCAGGAAACCAUUUCUGGAAGUGCCUGUUCUUAUCAGGGCUCACAGAUGAGCAGCUGAACUACAUGCAUGAUCAGACUCUUCCAGAAAAAUACGGCAUUGGCUUCACGAACAUGGUAGAGAGGACUACACCUGGGAGUAAAGACCUCUCAAACAAAGAGAUUCGAGAAGGAGGCAAACAACUUCUGGAAAAGCUGCAGAAAUACAGGCCACGAAUCGCAGCCUUCAAUGGGAAAUGUAUUUAUGAAACAUUCUGUAAAGAGAUUUUCGGAGUGAAAGCCAAGAACCUGGAAUUCGGACUGCAGCCCUACAAAGUUCCACAGACAGAAACGGUUUGUUACCUGAUGCCGUCGUCCAGUCCACGCUGUGCUCAGUUCCCUCGAGCUCAGGACAAAGUUCAUUUCUACAUUAAGCUGAAGGAGCUCAGGGACCAGCUGAAGGGUGUGGUGCAGAACCAGGAGCUUCAGGAGACACAGUACACGUUCGACCUGGCCAUGGCCAAAGAGGAUGCCAAAAGAAUGGCCAUCAAAGAAGAGCAGCAUGACCCUGGCUAUGAGGAAAGCUCUUCUAGUGCGACGCAACAGACGUGCAGCUUCAAUCCUGCUAAUGAACCAGGUGCUGCACAUUCGGAGCAUUGGUCAGCUAUGGGGCUGGUCGAGUCUAACCAGUGGACCAUGCAGCCAUUUGCAGACCAGAUCCCAGACAUAAGGUACUCCAGCAACAAUGAGACAUCACAGUAUUUCUGAUGUGUUAAAGCAAGUGCUCUUCUGAACUGAAAGGAAGAUCGAUUUAAAGUGGUUUUACGGUAGCUACCUGACUUUCCAGUCAUGUUUCUAUUUAUUGUGUUUUGUAGAACUUUAGGUGUAGAUCAUGUACUCCAAAGCCAGUGUUUUUUUUUGUUGUUGUUGUUGUUUUUUUAAAUCUUGCUUUAUGUCUGUAUUAUUACUUGAACAUAACAUAACUUUACAUACUGUAAAGUAAGCUGCACAUUUUUCCUACUGUGAGGAUACAGUGCUCAAGACUGGUUUAAUUCAGUUUCUGGUCCUUUUUUUUUAACCAUACACAAACUUUUUAGUAAAGCAUUUUUACCAGUUUUACUAUGUUUACUAUGCUGAGGUAAUGCUUGAUGCAUGGCUUGGUCUACUUUCAUGAUAUUUCACACUAAAUCAUACUUGUUGGUGCUUAUUUAUGAUUUCUGACCUCAACUGAAGGGUAUUUUUAUACUCUUGCACUGUUAUCAAGGAAUGUUUGCACAAACUGUGUAAAACAGGAUUCACAAACUAGACUUCAGAUGGACCACUUCAAGCAUGCAGUGCUGUGGUCCUCUCAAACAUCAGUCCUAGAACCCAGGUUCCACCUUCCUGUUCGCUAUUCUGUUUUACAGUAAAUACUGAUUGUAUUUAAUGCUCCUUACUGUUAGGAAUUUACAUGAGAAUUUGAUGUAAAUGCUUUGGGAAUUAGUUCCCCAGUGUUUUGAAUAUACAGAUGUUCAUCAAGCUAUCACUGUACAUACAUUUUUAUAUUUAUGGUGUAAUUACUUUGGUGUAAUUUUGUACCAUGACUUUUUUAAAAAGCAUACUGAAGUGUGUUUUAAUAAAAUAAAUAAUAUUCACCACCCAGUCACAGCUGGACUGCUGAAAAUGACAAAUAAAAAAAUUGUUGAACUCUCA